AUGGAUAUUCCGAAACCUGGUGAUGGCGAUCUCAAUAUCGGGACUGGCACGUUCCACGCUUGCUGGGUCCUCACGGCCAUGGUCGGCGUGGCAUUGUUGUUCCGCUAUGCCACCAAGGUCUGGGUGCGCUGGGCUUUGCCGCAGGUCACUGCACCCGGCCGAAUCUGGGGUACAGAGGACUUGUUCUUCCUCAUAGCUUGGGGUUUUGAUAUAACACAUAUGAUCUUUGUUCAAAUGAGUGCCAAAUGGGGCCUUGGAAGGCAUUUUUUUUACUUGACCAGUGAAGAGCGUCAUAAUGCUAUGAAAUGGGAUUUCCUUUCACAGCCGCUGGCUGUCACUUCGGCGAUGGUCUCACGCGCAGGCAUGAUGUGGUUCCUUUUGACUUGCUUUGCGGCGAGCGACAAGAAGAUUCGCCUAUCUAUUACUGUCUGUGCUAUUGUUCAGGUUGUCGUCAAUAUGGUCACCAUCAUCCAAAUAAUUGUCCAGUGCGGACCGAACCCAUAUCAGACGACUGAUCGAGUACAGUACUUCCACUACAUGUGGACACCACUACCGGAAGAUGGAUCCGUCAAGUGCCAAUCACCGAAUGUCCAGACGACUAUUGGUUUUGUACAAGGAGGAUCCAACGCCGUGAUCGAUUACUUUCUUGCCGUGCUCGCUGCCGUCGAACUCUGGCAGUUUUUCCUGAGAACCCUCCGCCGUGAUCCACACACCUCAUUCUGGUCCCACUUCUGUAGAAUCAGUGGCACCGUCCGUUCCCGCCGGAUCUGGCAGACUAUUACUCUCAGCGGACCACUGCUCCUCUCCGGCUGUGCUUCUAUUAUUAAAACUUGUAAACUCAAAUCCCUCGGUGAUAGACAGGACUUCACCUAUAACAUCGUGAGCUUCAUUCUCUGGGUGAAGAUCGAAAACUACAGCAUUCUCCUUGCCUCAUGUGCCCCGGUAGCCCGCUUGUUCCUCCGCUCCUUCGUUGACCACAGACACGAAGGCCGCAGUCACGGCUACUGGUCUCACUCCCGGUCGACAGAACACGAAGAUUCUGAUACAGAGCUGAAACGCCGCGCCCAGGCUCAGGACCGGUGGCUGGAUUCGGCUACUGUGACUCAUCCGACGAAUACUUCUAUCAGGGAUGAGGAGGAUCAGUGGAAUGGGCAUAAGCAUCAGCGCUUGAGUAGUCGGAUUUCAACGGCGGAUAGUCCCGAAUAUUUUGAUGAUGGACGUGUUACUGUCAAGACAGAUAUCGUUGUUCAGGUCCAUGAUGGAAGGUCGAAUGUUUCGGGUGGGACGAGGUUGUCACCGGAGGGGGGUCGGUCUCAUUCCGCAGGGUUUCAAUGA
Penicillium digitatum Pd1 is the source of this 1335-nucleotide messenger RNA. RefSeq lists its product as uncharacterized. The record is from RefSeq and is a predicted model, not a curated record. NCBI's taxonomy places the organism in Eukaryota, Fungi, Ascomycota, Eurotiomycetes, Eurotiales, Aspergillaceae.